This is a messenger RNA of Ixodes scapularis (black-legged tick), 2260 nucleotides long. It is a transcript of the gene Naglu, whose product is annotated as alpha-N-acetylglucosaminidase. The record is from RefSeq and is a predicted model, not a curated record. The transcript has 21 exons. The coding region runs from base 85 to 2202 and encodes 705 amino acids. NCBI's taxonomy places the organism in Eukaryota, Metazoa, Arthropoda, Arachnida, Ixodida, Ixodidae.
AAGUCGGAAGCUUCGGCUGCGAACCAGAAUGCAGCGGUCAGCGGACUUCUGCGACGGCUCGUUCCGCAGUGGGAGUCCCGAUUCAUGCUGCACGUGUUUCCUGGUCCCACCCAAGAUCGCAGAGACACCUUCGUGAUUGAAUCAUUCAAGGACAAGAUAUCCAUAACAGGAACAAGCGGCGUAGCCGUGGCUACUGGUCUGUACUAUUAUCUGAAACACUACUGCUCUGUUCACGUGUCGUGGUCCGGAGUUCAGACCAAGACCGUGACAGGAUCGCCACCGAUGGUCACCAAGCCCAUCAUGAUCACACUGAACGACAGGUUUCGCUACUACCAGAACGUUUGCACGGCCAGCUAUUCCAUGGUGUGGUGGAACUGGACUCGCUGGGAGCAGGAGAUUGACUGGAUGGCCCUGAGUGGCAUCAAUCUGCCCCUGGCCUUCAACGGACAAGAGGAGAUUUGGAGAAGGACGUUUCUCAAACUAGGCCUCAAGCAGGCUGAAAUCGACCCCUUCUUCUCCGGGCCGGCAUUUCUGGCAUGGCAACGCAUGGGAAAUGUCCGAGGAUUUGGUGGCCCGCUACCUGAAUCCUGGCAUCGGCAACAAGUGGAACUACAGCACAAGAUCUUGACGCGAAUGCGUGAUUUUGGAAUGACACCGGUGCUACCAGCGUUUUCGGGUCACGUUCCCAGAGCGAUGGAAAGCUUGUUCCCUAACACAACCAUGGCCAGAACUUGCUGGCAGAACUUCAAGGAUCCCUACGAUUGCCCGACGUUUGUUUACCCCAACGAGACACUUUUUGUUACCAUUGGAAAAACUUUCCUAAAAGAGUACAUUCAAGAGUUUGGGACGAAUCAUGCCUACAACACCGAUCUCUUCAACGAAAUGAAUCCUCCAUCCUCCAAGCUGCAGUUUAUACGAGAUUCUGCUAAAGCCGUUUACAAUGCCAUGACUGCGGCGGAUCCCAAAGCCGUUUGGAUGAUGCAGUCAUGGUUGUUUGUGAAUGACUUCACCUUCUGGACGAAAGAAAGAAUCGAAGCCUUGCUGACCAGCGUUCCCGAGGGGAGAAUGGUAAUCUUGGACCUAAAUUCCGACCUCCACCCCGAGUUCAUGAACACGUCAAUGUACUUCGGCCAUCCGUUCGUCUGGAACAUGCUGCUGAAUUUUGGAGGCGUCCUCGGCCUUUACGGAUCGCUGGAUGCCGUGAAUAUGGGUCCCAAGAAAGCACGCGAAGCCGCUCACUCGACCAUGAUCGGUAUCGGUCUCACUCCCGAAGGAAUCUUUCAAAAUGACAUUAUGUUUGAGUUCAUGAACGAGAACGCCUGGCGACAAUCCGCCGUCGACAUUGACCAAUGGGUUUUGAACUACGCACUGCGAAGAUAUGGAACGCUCAACGUGAACGCAUCGUCUGCAUUCCUACGGCUGCGGAAGAGCGUUUACAAUCUGAAGCCGUCUCUGGGCAUUAAGGAUCAUGGCAGAUGUGCACUCGUCGAACGGCCUCAACUUCAUAUUUCCAGGCUGAUAUGGUACGAUCCCAAAGACGUCUACGCCGCUUUUGGACAUUUAUUGGAUGCUGCCAAUGAUCCGAGAAUCGCCGAGAUGGAAACUUACAGGUAUGAUUUGGUAGACGUUACACGGCAGUCACUGCAACUUCUAAUUGAGGAUGCGUACCAAGCUGUGGUAAAAAGUUUCAAGAGCAAAUCGAUGGAGCUUCUGAGAAAGACUUCACAAAUCAUGCAUGACAUGCUUGUAGACAUUGACGCGGUACUAGGGUCUGACCGGCACUUUCUUCUUGGAAACUGGCUGAAAGAUGCGAAGCGUUGGGGAUCAACGCCUGAGGAAUCAAACCUGUACGAAUACAACGCUCGGAACCAGAUCACUCUGUGGGGUCCUGAAGGAGAAAUUGUUGACUACGCAAACAAGCAAUGGUCUGGUUUGAUUCGAGGGUACUACCUCAAGAGAUGGGAGUUUUUCUUUCAGACCUUAAAAGAGUGUUUGGAGACACACAGUAACUUCAACAAUACGCAGUUCAAGAAGGACAUAUUUUCUAACGUUGAAGAGCCGUUUACGUUUGCGACUGACUUGUAUCCAACAAUGCCGCAAGGUGACAGCGUGAUCAUCAGCGCCAAGCUUUUCAAGAAAUAUAAAAGCUUCAUGUGGCCUGACAGUUAUGAGUUCAAGGGCAAUAUUGAGGCGAAGAUUUGAACCCUGAGCCGUGUAUGUAAUUAGUUGUUUUCUUGAGCGUUUGCACGCAGGCUCAUGU